AUGGCCCGUAAGCGCAAGAGCGUAGCUAGUUCUGUUGACUUGUGCCCGCGGGAUCUCGACGAGAUCCCGUACAUCGCUUGGAUGAACAAACAAAUCGCGGCCGGCCGCAAGCCCGCCGGCCCUUUGCCCGAAGGAGCGCCUGGUGCGGGGGACACCUCGUUCGAAGCCCCGCGCGAUGUCCCUACCCGCGGACGCCGUCAUGCCGACCGGAUUGCCUCAUCCCGCGUCAACGACGAUGCUGCCUUCGAUGACGAUGAUGACGCCGCGGACUCUGAUUACAACGAGUGCGACGAGGCCUGCGAAGACGACGCGGACUCUGGCGAGGAGCAGGACAAGGGCAUGUCCCCCUCCGAGGAUGAAGUUGACGCCGACGAGGACGCCGAUGACGACGAGGACGCUCCCGAAGAGGCCCAGCCUGCGUCCCCGGCUCCUCGUCGCGGCCGUGCGUCUGCCGCUGCGGGAACCAAGACUGCUGCUAAGGGUGGGGAACCUCCGCGUGCCGCUGCCAAGACCCGUAACUUGCAUCCUGUUAAGCGGAGCGUGUGGUCCCCCCGCGAGAACACAAUCUUCGUGGCUGCGCGUUGGUUCAUGAAGGACGAGCUCGGGCCCCUCCUCGGGAAGCAGGGCUCUCAUUACUGGGCCCGCCUCGCGCGUCACCUCGAGAAGGAGAAUCCCGGUUGGGUGCGCGGUGUAAACGCGCUUCAGAAGCAGUGGCGCAAUCUUGUGAACAUGUACAAGCAGAUCAAGAAGGGGGAAAAGGCGAGCGGCAAGGGUGCCGUGUGCAAGCCCCACUGGUACCCGUACAUGGCGCUUUUCCAGAACAACAAGGCGGUGGGCAACCCUCACGCCGUCGACGGUGGCGAUGCGGCACACGUCAACGUGCCGUGCGGGUACGCGGUCCCGUCCACUUCGGCGCCCUGCACCUCUACGCCGACAUUCACUGAGACGGCGACGAUGGCCGCUGCAAAGCUGGUGUGCGAGACGAUCAAAGGCUGCCACUCAGACGCCAUGAGCAGGCUCGAAGGCCUCGUCCGCGCGUGGAUGGAUCAGGACGCGCGUAUUGCUCGGGAACGCGUGCAGCAGCCCGCACCCUCCCCGCAUGUCCACGACGACAUCCCUGCCCACGCGGACAACAUGACCGACUCGCACGCCGCCGAAGGCGGCGACGACGGCUGGCUUCGUCGCGGGCAGGCGGGCGAAGACCCCUCUAACCCAGAUGCGGGUGAGGAGGUGUGGGUGCGCGGCGCCGCCGAGUGA
This is a messenger RNA of Closterium sp. Naga37s-1, 1257 nucleotides long. The record is from the annotation of a GenBank genome assembly. NCBI's taxonomy places the organism in Eukaryota, Viridiplantae, Streptophyta, Zygnematophyceae, Desmidiales, Closteriaceae.